Molecule: messenger RNA, 525 nt
Organism: Pipistrellus nathusii (Nathusius's pipistrelle)
Lineage: Eukaryota; Metazoa; Chordata; Mammalia; Chiroptera; Vespertilionidae
Source: the annotation of a GenBank genome assembly
AUGGCGACUGUCACCGAGCUGAAGGCUGUUUUAAAGGACACCUUGGAAAAAAGAGGAGUCUUAGGGCAUUUAAAAGCGAGAAUUCGAGCUGAAGUUUUCAAAGCCCUAGAUGAUGAAAGUGAACCCCGACCAACAUUGUCUCAUGAAAAUCUUCUUAUUAAUGAAUUAAUUCGGGAGUAUUUGGAAUUCAACAAAUAUAAGUAUACAUCGUCUGUCCUCAUUGCAGAAUCUGGUCAACCUGUAGUUCCACUAGACCGGCAAUUUCUCAUCCGAGAACUAAAUGCAUUUGAAGAAUCAAAGGAUAAUACAAUACCUCUUUUAUAUGGGAUUUUAGCUCAUUUCUUGCAUGGAACUAAGGAUGGCAUCCAACAUACAUUUCUGAAAGGAUCUUCACUUCAGCCUCUAAACCCAAAUCCUGGUAGACAACCUAGUGGAAGAGAACAAAUGGAUGACCACCUAAGAAAAGACAAGGGGAAAAAUACUAAUAUUGAAGAUCUUCAUAUUUCUCAAAACGUGAAGAGAUGA